Messenger RNA from Xiphias gladius (swordfish), 1991 nucleotides. Its product is annotated as D(4) dopamine receptor-like. Gene Ontology annotation, molecular function: G protein-coupled receptor activity; dopamine neurotransmitter receptor activity, coupled via Gi/Go. NCBI's taxonomy places the organism in Eukaryota, Metazoa, Chordata, Actinopteri, Istiophoriformes, Xiphiidae. Gene Ontology annotation, cellular component: plasma membrane. The record is from RefSeq and is a predicted model, not a curated record. Gene Ontology annotation, biological process: adenylate cyclase-inhibiting dopamine receptor signaling pathway; adenylate cyclase-activating adrenergic receptor signaling pathway. The coding region runs from base 240 to 1100 and encodes 286 amino acids. The transcript is spliced from 4 exons.
AGCGCGGCUGUGCGACCGUGAUUCCGCCCAUCCGACGAGCUCCACCUGCCCGCCGCGGCCCGUGGGUGGGAGGAGGACGCACUCAGAGCCGGCGCGUCAGUCAAAGGGCCGAAGUGGGAAAAACACUCCAGAACAAGUCAAACGUCCUCGAGGGCUGUGCCCAAGCGCAGUCUUGCACGUGCGUUACCUGAUUUCAGGACGGCGUGUGGACCCUCAGCACCACCAUCUGUGACGGUCUGAUGACCAUGGACGUGAUGCUGUGCACGGCCUCCAUCUUCAACCUCUGCGCCAUCAGCAUCGACAGGUUCAUCGCCGUGUCGAUCCCUCUCAACUACAACAGGAAGCACGUGGACCUGCGGCAGUCGGUGCUGCUGUCGGCCACCUGGAUUCUGGCCAUGGCCGUGGCCUCGCCCGUCAUGUUCGGCAUCAACAACGUGCCUGGUCGUGACCCCAGCGAGUGUAAACUGGAAAACGACGACUAUGUUCUCUACUCGUCCGUGUGCUCCUUCUUCAUCCCCUGUCCCAUCAUGCUGCUGCUGUACUGUGGCAUGUUUCGUGGCCUGCGGCGCUGGGAGGAGGCGCGUAAAGCCAAGCUGAGGAACAGCAUCCAGGACUGUCGCAAGCUGCAGAAGGCCGCCGCCUCGCUGCCGCCGCUGGCGUCGCUGCCGCCGCCACUGCCUCCCAUCAUAGAGCGGGAACUGAUUGAUAAUCCGAAUGAACCGUCCGCCUUCCCAUCCGUGGACCGGCCCUUCCACUCAUCGGAGUGCAAGGACGGCCCCGUGCCAACGGUGAGCUUCGCAGAGAUCAGGUUCAACCCCGACCCUCGCAGGAGGAAGAGGGCCAAGAUCAACAGCCGGGAGAGGAAGGCCAUGAAGGUGCUUCCCGUCGUCGUGGGUGCCUUCCUGUUCUGCUGGACUCCGUUCUUUGUCCUGCACACGAUGCGAGCUCGCUGUCAGGACUGCCACGUCCCGCCGGCCCUGAUGAGCGUGGUGACGUGGCUUGGCUACGUCAACAGCGCUCUAAACCCCGUCAUCUACACUGUCUUCAACACCGAGUUCAGGAACUUCUUCAAAAAGUUUCUGCACCGCUGCUGCCCCUAGAACUGCACUGCUGCUGCCGCCGCACGAACGAUUUUGAAACGCGAAACGACCUCUAGAGACGCUAUUGACUGUGGAUUUAGUCUGUGUAUGUUUCCAUUCUUUCCUUCCUCUGUGAGGUUUUUAUUUUUCUACAUGUAACGACAGCAAAGUUUGUUUGAGCUUCAUGUUUCCAGUGAAGAAGCUUCAGUCUGAGGAACAAACUGUUCGGUGGAUCAGCAGCACAUCUACGUCACAUAACAGACAAGAACUGAUUUUAUAUUUGGAAAUUCAUCUUUUCAGAAUAAAAGUUUUCAGUAAAAUGCAGGUUGUAUGUUUGCGGUGCAGUGACGACCACGUGGUCGGGAGUGUAUUUACAAACUAUCUAAUCUUACCACUAGGAUUCCUCCAAAAUGGCACGAAAAGCUCCUAAAUAAGAGUAAUUCACAAAGCUACUGAGAGCAAAUCUGAGUUAAAAAAAAAGAAAUCCUGAGUUAAGAGAAGGCGCGGGGUUGACCCCGCUGAUAUGGUUGACAUGUUUCAUGAAUGAACUACUCACUAUGUCGACACUGCUUGGUGUUUUGACAGCUGACGUGUCUGUGUCAGCGAAUAUAAAUUAUUCAUAAACACACAGGAGCAAGAGGGCCACACUAAAUCACAUGAAUAAAUAGAAAGAUUUCAUCAAGAGAUCAUUGACUUUCUAUGAACUGUGUCACAAAUUUCAUUCAUGAAACAAAGUAAAAUCUUGAUUUGUCAACUAUAGUAGCAUGAAAAACAUUUGGGCACCUCUUGUCAAAAUUUCUGUUACUUUGAAAUAGUUAAUUGAUUACAGGAGGAACUGAUUUCCAAAAUGCAUAAAGCUUAAGACGAAACAUUCUUUUCAACAUUUUAAGUAAGAUUAGUGUAUUAUUUUUC